This is a messenger RNA of Spirometra erinaceieuropaei, 282 nucleotides long. The record is from the annotation of a GenBank genome assembly. Lineage: Eukaryota; Metazoa; Platyhelminthes; Cestoda; Diphyllobothriidea; Diphyllobothriidae.
AUGCGGUCCCACCUCGACACCACCUUCGUGGACUUGACGAAAGCUUUCGAGACGGUGAGUCCCGAGGGUCUGUGGAAAAUCAUGCAGAAACUCGGCUGUUCUGAGCGAUUCAUGAACGUGGUACGUCACCUCCACGACGGGAUGAUGACGCGCAUCACGGACAACGGCGCAACCUCCGAGGCAUCCGCAGUGACCAAUGGAAUUAAGCAGGACUGCGUCCUCGCGCCUAUCCUCCUCACUCUCAUGUUCUCUAUCAUCCUGAUGGGCGCCUAUCGUGAUUAG